This is a messenger RNA of Brassica oleracea var. oleracea, 1334 nucleotides long. Its product is annotated as basic 7S globulin 2-like. The record is from RefSeq and is a predicted model, not a curated record. Gene Ontology annotation, biological process: proteolysis. Bases 46 to 1296 code for a protein of 416 amino acids. Gene Ontology annotation, molecular function: aspartic-type endopeptidase activity. The transcript has 2 exons. NCBI's taxonomy places the organism in Eukaryota, Viridiplantae, Streptophyta, Magnoliopsida, Brassicales, Brassicaceae.
ACGUUUACAACAAGUAAACCAACAAAAAAGACCUAGAAAACAAAGAUGAGUGGCCUUACGCGGCUCAUCGUUUUUAUCUCCAUGUUUGCCUUCAUUACUCUGAUGUCAGAAGCCCAAUACCUUCUUCCGAUCAUGAAACACGAACCCUCCAAACAAUACUACACAGCUUUCGACAUCGGAUCCGCCGAGAAGUCUUACGCUACCCUCGUCCUCGAUCUCGAAACCAACCUAACGUGGCUCAACUGCCGCGAACUCAAAUCUUUAUCAUCACUCCGCCUCAUCACUUGCAAGAGCUCCACCUGCAAGUCCAUCCCCGGCAACGGCUGCGACGGAAAAUAUUGUCUUUACCGUCAACCAAACCCUCUCGGCAAACCCGUCACCGGCCGUGUCGUUCAAGACAAAGCUACCUUCUCCACUACAGACGGCGGAAGACAACUCUCCGAAGUCUCUCUCCCCCGCUUCACAUUCUCCUGCGCCACACAAGGCCUCUCCCUUCCGAUCGCCGGAGUUCUCGGUCUUUCCCCGGCCGGAGAGUUUCCGUUCUGGAGACAGGUGACGAGAGCGUUUAACGUCAUCCCCAAGUUCGCUCUCUGCUUGCCUUCUUCCGUCUUCGACGUCGGUCAUUUCUAUGUCGGUGGCGUUAACGGCUAUAUUAUCCCGCCGUUCAGUUGUAGCAGUAAUCCCAUCCCGAUGACUCUGACGCCGUUGAAAAACAUUGAGUCGGGAAAAUAUAUAAUCUCCCCCACGUCAAUCUACGUCGACGGAGUACCUUUAUCGUUGAACCCAAGUUUGCUUGAAGGCGGAGCAAAGAUCAGCACGGUGGUUCCAUAUACCGUUCUACAAACCGAUAUCUACAAUGCUCUUGCUAGUGCGUUUACGCUUCAAGCAAAGAAAGUAGGAAUGUCUGAGGUCCCAGGAAUGGCUGAGUUCCCAGGAUUUACACCAUUUAAAACCUGCUUCGAAGAAGGCGGUUCCAGGAGGAACGUAGAGGAGUUCAUGAACGUGCCGGUGAUAGAGAUUGGUCUGCCAGGGAGGGCAGGGGAGGUGAAGUGGAGGUUUCACGGUGCGAAUACGGUGGUGAGAGUGUUGGAGACGGUGAUUUGUUUGGCAUUCGCCGACGGAGGAAAGAAACCUACUGAGCCGAUGGUCAUUGGGACGCAUCAGCUUCAAGAUUAUAUGAUCGAAUUCGAUUUGAGCACCACGCGUAUGGCUUUUAGUGACUCUCUCUUGAGCCAUAAGACUAGCUGUUCCGCGUGGCCUUCCCGGAGACAGAAUCAUUCACACAUGAUGUUAUAAAGAUAUCGUCUUUGACUAUUUCAGCUUUUUACUUGUGU